UACCUGCAGGAUUUUGGAAUUAAGUACAACAUGGAAAAUGGUGGACCUGCACCAGAAGGUAUAACAAACAAGAUCUAUGAGAACACCACAACAAUAAAGGACUACUUGAUUGCCGAGGGCCUGCCUGAUGUGGACAUAUCUACAACAGGUGUCUCCAGCUUUGAGGGUCCAGGGGGGAAAUUUGACGUUGAUGUUUUUGAUUCAACUAGUGACUAUCUGAAAUUGUUGAAGUCAAUAUUUGACUUCCCAUCUAUCCAGAAGUUGCUCUCUUCUCCAAAUUUUUUGAUGUGCUAUGAUGCACUUCACGGUGUUGCUGGAAUUCAUGCAAAACGUAUUUUUGUGGAGGAGCUUGGUGCAAAUGAAAGCUCUCUAGUAAAUUGUGUUCCUAAGGAGGAUUUUGGUGGAGGGCAUCCCGAUCCCAAUCUGACAUACGCAAAGGAGUUAGUUGCACGUAUGGGAUUGUCUAAAACACAUUCCGAACCCAAUCCACCAGAAUUUGGGGCAGCUGCUGAUGGAGAUGGGGACCGUAACAUGGUCCUGGGGAAAAGAUUCUUUGUGACUCCUUCUGAUUCUGUUGCUAUCAUUGCUGCCAAUGCUGUAGAAGCAAUUCCUUAUUUUUCUGGAGGAUUGAAAGGAGUUGCCAGGAGUAUGCCCACAUCUGCUGCUCUUGAUGUUGUUGCGAAACAUCUGAACUUGAAAUUCUUUGAGGUACCCACUGGUUGGAAAUUUUUUUGUAACUUAAUGGAUGCUGGAAUGUGUUCAAUUUGUGGAGAAGAAAGUUUUGGAACUGGCUCAGACCAUAUUCGAGAGAAAGAUGGAAUAUGGGCUGUUUUGGCUUGGUUAUCUAUCCUUGCCUAUAAAAAUAAGGACAACCUUGGGGGAGGUAACCUUGUGACUGUUGAAGAUAUCGUUCGCCAACAUUGGGCAACCUAUGGACGUCACUAUUACACUCGAUAUGACUACGAGAAUGUUGAUGCUGGUGCUGCAAAGGAGCUCAUGACUCAUUUAGUGAAGCUGCAAUCUUCCCUUGAUGAAGUUAACAAGAUUAUAAAGGGAAUCCAUUCAGAUUCAGAUGUUUCAAGUGUCGUUCAUGCUGAUGAAUUUGAGUACAAGGACCCAGUUGAUGGUUCGGUCUCAAAGCAUCAGGGUAUCAGAUAUCUAUUUGAAGAUGGAUCACGAUUGGUUUUCCGUCUCUCUGGAACUGGCUCGGAAGGUGCUACUAUCCGUCUGUACAUUGAGCAGUACGAGAAGGAUUCAUCCAAGAUUGGAAGAGAUUCUCAGGAAGCACUUGCUCCACUGGUGGAGGUUGCUCUUAAGCUAUCGAAAAUGCAGGAAUACACUGGCCGUUCUGCCCCAACUGUUAUUACAUAAACUUAUUCGUGUAUGAUAUACUUGCUUUUGUAUCUUAGGAACUAAAUAAUUGAAUAGUCCUACUGUCCUCACUGGAUGGACACCAUUGAAUUUACAAGAUAUCAAGAUAUUCUCUUGUCUUUUAUUAUGGUCCACAUCCAAUGAGGGUUACUGUGAAAGAACUCAUGUCUGGAUUUGAAGAGUCUUGUUCAAAUAUAGAAAUGCAGCAAUCUAUCUCACUGUACUUUGAUUCA
Nicotiana tabacum (common tobacco) is the source of this 1604-nucleotide messenger RNA. The record is from RefSeq and is a predicted model, not a curated record. NCBI's taxonomy places the organism in Eukaryota, Viridiplantae, Streptophyta, Magnoliopsida, Solanales, Solanaceae.